Molecule: messenger RNA, 2229 nt
Organism: Drosophila rhopaloa
Lineage: Eukaryota; Metazoa; Arthropoda; Insecta; Diptera; Drosophilidae
Product: DDB1- and CUL4-associated factor 10 homolog
Exons: 3
Coding region: 266-2089 (607 amino acids)
Cellular component (GO): Cul4-RING E3 ubiquitin ligase complex
Molecular function (GO): protein binding
Source: RefSeq, a predicted model, not a curated record
AAAUAUCGGUAAAAUAAGGAGAAAGUAUAGCGACGGCGUUAGUUACAAAAAAAAAUAGUUUCUUAACAAUUUCUUAAUUUUGAAAAUCUUAAAAUGCUCAGUUGUAAAAAAGAAAUCGGUUACACGCAGCACCAUUUUGCAGCCCUCGUUUAGAAGAAAGGCACGGGGGAAACUGGCAUCGCGAAUUGGCCUGCACACACCCACACACUUCCUUAGGUUUUCCGAUCCGAUUCCGUUUAUUUGGAAGGUCCUUGAGAUCCAGAAGAUGGAGCGGUACUUGAGCCGCCGCGAAAGUGGCUUCCACAUCCACGGGGGCGACGAGAACUUCGUGAUGCGGCGGAUAUACAGCUCGAUGAACAUGUUCAACAGCUACCACUCCAAUUGCAAAAAGACGGAGGCGGGUCGAACCGGGGCCAUCUUCAACCUAGAGUUCAAUGCCGACGGCAACGUGGUGGUGGCCGCCACCGAGAGGAAGUGCGUCCUGGUCUUUGACGCCAUCACACAGAAGGAGAUCUUCAAGGUCCCCGACGCGCACACGGAUAGUGUCAAUUGCAUAAAAUUCUUCGACGAGCGAUUGUUCGCCACGGGAUCCGACGACUUCACCGUUGCCCUCUGGGACCUGCGGAACAUGAAACAGAAACUGCGUGUUCUCCAUGGUCACUCUAACUGGGUGAAGAACAUCGAGUACUCCUCCAAGGACAAACUGCUCGUUAGCUCCGGCUUCGAUGGCAGCAUCUUCACCUGGGACAUCAACUCCCAGACGGAACAGGGCCUGAUCUCGCAGCGCGUCUUCCACGCCAGCGGUCUGAUGCGCUGCCGUAUUUCGCCCACCGGCGACAAGCUGGUCCUCUGCACCAGCGGUGGCUACAUCAUGAUCAUCCAUCACCUUGACCUCACCACGCUACACAAGGAUCUGUGCGGAUUUAGGCCUGGUAUCUACCGACUGAUGCAGUUGGGCGAACAGUACAUCCCACAGGCCGCCAAGUACGACCAUGUGUUUUCCAAGCGCCAGAAAAAGAACCGCGUGGAGCUGGUCACCGACUUUCCGGAGCAGAACGACGCCGAGAUGAUAAUGGCCUUGCAGAUCCACCCGCACUGUCAUUGCAUGCUGACCCGGAACGUCAGCUGCGACGAGCAGAGCGAGUGGACCUGCAUUCACGACAUCAACGAGGAGCCGGCGAGCAACGAGGAAGAGCGGGAUGAGGAAGAGCCACUGCCCAAGAAGAAACGCGUGUCCACAGGGACCGGCAGCCGCAGCAGCUCGGGACAAGACCAGGAUACGGAUGGCCUGCCGCCCAGACAGCCGCGGAGACCCUUGCGCAUGGGCACUGUCCAGGUGUUCCAUUUGGACAACCCAGGAACGGGCCGACUGGCCUCUGCCACAGCCCCAGCCUCGCCACGAUCCGACACCUUUAUACCGGACAUCUGGGCGGCGGAGGUCACCGUCCAGGAGCGGGCCAUUCGUCAGAACCGGGCGCGCAACUCAAACAACCAUGUGAGCGGAUACAACUUUGUGUACGCCAUCAGCAGCGGAGUCCUCCCGCUGCGGCCCUCGAUGGCCAAUCGCUCCCCACCGUCUUCAGAGGGCAACCGGAGCAGCAGUAGCAGCUCCAGCAGCAGUAGCUCCAGCAGCAGUAUCAACAGUACCAACAGCGACACCACCGUGCGGUUAGAGAUCGGCCAUCGGCUGCGCCUGCGACCCUUUAUCCCUAGUCAUGCGGCAGCGGCAAGGUCCAAGGAGAACAGCCAUUCCAUACUGGUGAAUGCCAAGAAGCUGCUCUACUACGCCGCUGAGACCAACACCAAGCCAGGCUUCAUUAAGGAGCCGGGGUUCUCGGCGGACGGGAGAAUCGUAUGCUCCCCGUACGGAAACGGGGUGCGACUUCUUGGCUACAGUGACGACUGCUGCGACUAUCCCAGAUGUCACGCGUUCGAGGAGGUAAAGCGGCAACCGCGAAAGCUGGUUGAACUGGCCAAGAUUACCGAGCAUCAGGACGUUGUGCUGUGCGCCAAGUUUAGCCCCAGGGAGCCGCUCCUGGUAACUGGCUGCAAUGGGGGCGAGGUUACCUGGUAUCGUCCCAAUCUCUAGACUUCAGUUGAGCCGUUAAAUCCCGUCGAGCGCUCGCUGACAAAAUGUAUAUUUUUUAUUUUCUAUUUAGGCGUAGUUUGACAUUAUCCAAGCACCACUUGGCGAAAUACAAGCAGCUAUAUUUAUGGUGAACCGAUUAA